Molecule: messenger RNA, 2601 nt
Organism: Bicyclus anynana (squinting bush brown)
Lineage: Eukaryota; Metazoa; Arthropoda; Insecta; Lepidoptera; Nymphalidae
Exons: 8
Coding region: 637-2601 (654 amino acids)
Source: RefSeq, a predicted model, not a curated record
UUAGUGCAUGUGUAACAGUACCUUAAGUCUUUGAAGUCGGUUCCAUUUUCAUUUUAAAUAGAUUAUUUUAAGAAAUGUUGGCAACCCUAUCUCAGACAGUGUUUACAUCCGCACAGUUGACGUCAUGUCCAGUAAUAUCACAGACUCCUGACGUCAUGACGUCACGCGUGCGUCAGGCGACACUACACAUGUUGUCGCGAAGAUCAAAGAUUUACUGUGAUACGCAGGGGGAGGCAACUUUGUAUGGAGUCACUGCAGACUUUUCAUGGAAACAUUUAAAAUGAGACAAAGAGAUUCUUUGUCUCAUUCUUACUGUGACUACAGGCUUCAAAGGGCUAGAACCCAGAGCCGUAAAUCCAGUUUUAAAAAAGUUUUUUUGUACUUUAUACUUUAUCACUGUACGUGGUAUUUUUUUUUUACUGGUCACUGGUUUAAAAAUAAGAAAGUUUUCUUCCCGAAGUUUUCAUAUUUUUAGUGGUUUUUCAUGUGAUUUAGUGAUAAAGUGUUUCUAUUUUUCUCUCCCUGUUAGCUUGAGGAUACUCGCAGCAGUGUGAUUGAGACUAAUAGCAAAUUGAAGACAGUGACUUUUGUUAUUUUGAGUUUGUGACUCUUUUCUAGUUUGUUAGAUAUUUUAACAUGUCUGACAAAUAUAGAAAGUGUGUUAAGUGCGGUGCAUCAGCUUUUAAGGACCCAACGCUUACUUUCCAUUCUUUUCCAAGAGCCGGAAAGGCAUCUAGUUGUUCAAGGCUUCGAAUUUGGGCAGAAUAUUGUUUUGCAAAUGUAACUGAGAAAGAGUUGAAAGGCUUGCACGGAAGCCACAAGUUAUUGUGUAGUAAGCAUUUUCAUCGCAGUGCAUAUACAGAUGAUACAAUGAAAAAGUUAAACCGUAAUGCUGUACCAAAUGUGUCAAGUUCACCAGUCGAAACAUCCCAGCAACAUUUCGUUUCAGAGGAAUUGUCAGUGCCUCUACAACCCACUAUACCAAAUGUACCCAUCUUGUCUCAGCCACCAGAUACACCACAUAAAUAUUUAAGUCAAGUGAAUCCUUCUGUGCCUUCACAGUUAUCUGUACUGGAUGAGCCUAUAUUGGUUCUGCCAGAUCCAUCACCGCAAACUAUAAUUCUAAAGAGCCCUUCUGUGUCAAAAUCUAUACACCCAGAAAACCAACUUGGCAAGCAACAACUUAAAAAAUGCAAAAAAUAUCUGAAUAAAAUAUAUAGGCUGAAAAUGGCCUUGAAAAAAAAGAAAAAUGUUAAAGGAAAUAGAAAAUGCUUUUUAGAAGCUCUGACAAAAACUGAAUACUUAGAAAAAUUUAAUCAAUACUUAAAUCCAGCUUUUGGUGUGCUUCUACAGAGUCAAAUGACAAAUUCACGUAGGAAACUACAGGGCCGACGUUGGACUUUAAAUGAAAAAAUUUUAGCAUUAGCUAUUUAUAAAAAAUCUAGUGCCUGUUACAAAUUGCUGCGAAGAAUGAUGUGCUUGCCAAACCCAGGUACAUUAAAAUGCCUUUUAAACAGAGUAUAUUUACCAUGUGGAGUGAAUAAAAAAGUUAUGGCAAGUUUAAAAGAAAUUUCACAAGGUGAAGAAAAAAAAGAUAACUUAUGGGUUUUAUUAUUUGAUGAGAUGUCAAUACGAAAAAAUUUGAUUUAUAACCCAAAAACGGAUGCCAUUGAGGGGUACCAAGACCAUGGCUCUCAAGGUAGAAACCAGCAAAUGGCUUCACAUGCCUUAGUUUUCAUGUUAGUGGGACUGAGAAAAAGGUGGAAGCAACCCAUAGCCCACUUCUUCUCAGGAGACUCAGUGACGGCAGAUAGACUUCAAGCCAUUAUUAAAGAGGUAUUGGCUGAGUGUUUCUCACAUAACUUGGUUGUGGUUGCAACUGUUUGUGACAUGGAUGGAGUAAAUAUGAGGGCGUUAAAUGCGUUAGGAUCCACAGUUGAUAGACCUUUUUUCAUAUAUAAUGAAAAUGAAAUUGUAACCAUAAUGGAUCCUCCGCACCUAUUAAAAUGUUUUAGAAAUAAUUUUCUUAAACACAACAUAAAGUGUCCAGAUAAUUUUGCAACCAAUGCAGUAUCAGGUACUGAUAUUUUUUUAGAAUUAAUAAUUGACUUUAUACUGGAAAAGAUUGAAGUAUUUGCAAGUCUGGCUAAUUUAUUUCUUUAUUUACACUUUACAGGAAUAGCAAAAUGGGAGCACAUUAAAGAGUUUUUUAAAAAUGACAAUAAUAAUCCGAAUUUUGUUUUUGCACCUGCACUCACAGACCAACAUAUACAUCCAAAUGGGAAACAAAAAAUGAAAGUAAAAUUAGCAGCGCAAGUGUUAAGCCACUCAGUUGCAGCUGGGAUUUUUGCAAAAGUAGCCAGAAAUGAAAUUUCACCUGAAGCAGUUGUUACAGCCACCUUAAUUAGUAAAAUGGACAACAUAUUUGACUCACUGAAUGCAGAUACUCCAGAUUUAAAAAGAGGAAAACGAUAUUUUACAAAUAUAACGAAAAAAACAAUAUGCAUCAAAAGAUUCUGCACAUUAAAAAAUAGAAUGUUUUCUGCAGAAGCAUCCAAAAAUGCGCUGCAUCGGAAAAUUAAAAUUCUUAAACAUGACUGA